This is a messenger RNA of Amphibalanus amphitrite, 3185 nucleotides long. RefSeq names its product peroxidase-like. Lineage: Eukaryota; Metazoa; Arthropoda; Thecostraca; Balanomorpha; Balanidae. The coding region runs from base 62 to 2398 and encodes 778 amino acids. Gene Ontology annotation, molecular function: heme binding; peroxidase activity. The transcript has 16 exons. Gene Ontology annotation, biological process: response to oxidative stress. The record is from RefSeq and is a predicted model, not a curated record.
CCACCUCCACUUGUCGUGUGACGUGCACGGCUCCUGGUCGACGGACUCUACCUGUGGAGCCAUGACCAGAUUACUGAUCCUGCUGAUUGGCCUGCUGGCCGGUUCAGUCCGCGCCAGCAUCGAUGGUUUCAGCGGCUUCAGCUCCAUCAGCUCAAGUGUCAUCCACCCGAGUGGUCCGGGCGGCGCGGUGCUGCCGGUGACCGGCCCGACUCUGGUGCCCCCCGGGCACAGCACGGUGCCCCCGCCCGGCGGCACCGGUGCCCACUGUGCCCUGGCGGUAACGGCAGCCGGCGGCCAGUCGUCUCUGGUGGACCACACUCGUAACGUCCUGCUGGGUCAGAGCGGGCCCAGUCACAUCGGUGGUGGCACGUGCAUCACCUACGAGGCGGUGAGCGCUGCGUUCGAGCAGGCGGCGGCGCGCUACCAGCUCCAACCCCAGGCCGACUACAGUGACGUGGAACAGCUCGGUCUCCUCGGCGAGGCGCUGACAGAGGUGGCUGCUUCGCUCGCCCACACGUAUAACCUGCCCCGGGAAGCCAUUCUGCACGGCCUACCUCUGAUAGACACCUACCAGACGAGUAUCGCCGCCUUUUGUCCGGCCCACCUGAGCGCCGGUCUACAGUGUGAGGUAUCCCGCUACCGGACCAUCGACGGCACGUGUAACAACCUGGACAAUCCGACCUGGGGAGCGGCGCGCACUACCUUCCGACGCCUGCUGGCACCGCACUAUAUCGACGGUGUUUCGGCCCCGAAGGACGUUCUGGCCGGUCUGCCGCUGCCCAGCCCUCGCCGAGUCUCCGGUACGCUGCACAACGACCAGGGUCGACACGACCACGCCGUCACCGUGAUGCUGGUCGCCUGGGGUCAGAUGAUUGACCACGACAUGACCUUCACCGCCGAGGUCAAACCCAAGGAGAUAGGCCGUAACGGGCGGCCCAAGAUGCCCGACUGCUGUAACGACCCGCGUCACGCCGACAAUCCGCUCUGCUACCCCAUCGUCAUUCCGGCGGAGGACGAGUUCUACGGCCUCUACGGACAGCGCUGUAUGAACCUGAUCCGCUCGCUGGCCGGCGUACAUAACCACUGCAAACUCGGCCCUCGUGACCCCAUCAACACGGUCACCUCCUACCUGGACGCCUCCUUCGUGUAUGGCUCGGACGAGGAAACUGCCCGCCGCAUGCGGACCUACCAGGGCGGCCUGCUGAAGACGCUGCCCGUGUUCCGCGAGCUCGGCCUCAAGGACCUGCUGCCGCCCAACCUGCACGCGCCCGACGAGGGCUGCAUUCGGCCCUCCAAUGACAUCUUCUGCUUCGACGCAGGCGACAACCGAGUGAACGAGCAGCUGGUGCUGGCUACAAUUCAGACGUACUUUGUCAGAGACCACAACCGGAUCGCCACUGAGCUGUCACUCAUCAACCCGCACUGGGACGACCAGACCCUUUACCAGGAGACCAAAAUGAUCAUGGCGGCUCUGUGCCAGCACAUCACAUACAACGAGUUUCUGCCAAUGGUUCUGGGCAGGGAGGUCAUGGAACGCGAGAGCCUCAUCCUAGGAAAGGGCUACAAGUACGACCCCACGCUGGAGGGCAGCACGGCUCUAUCGUUUGCCACGGCCACAUUCCGGUUCGGCCACUCGCUGCUGCCUGCCGUGGUCGAGCGCUGGUCGGUGAGCAGAAAAUACAUCGGCUCCCGUCGACUGAGCGAGCUGCUGCGCCAGCCUUACGACAUGUACCGGGGCGGCUUCAUCGACCAGUACGUCAUGGGGCUCAUCAACCAGGUCGCCCAGGCCAUGGACAACCUGGUCACACAGGAGGUGACCAACCACCUGUUCCAAAUGCCCGAGAACCGGUUCGGCAUGGACCUGGCCGCCAUCAACAUGCAGCGAGGUCGCGAGCACGGCAUCCCCGGCUACAACGACUACCGCGAGUACUGCGGCCUGCCGCGUAUCACCGACUUCAGUCAGCUGCACGACCUCAUGGUCAACGAUACGGCUCUGGGCUACCGCGCCAUCUACAGCCACCCGGACCACAUCGACUUGUGGUCGGGGGCGAUCUCUGAGCGGCCGCUGGCCGGCUCCAUGGUCGGCCCCACACUGGGCUGUCUGAUCGGAGAGCAGUUCAGGACACUGCGCUACGGCGACCGGUUCUGGUACGAGAACCACGGCUUCCCCAGCGCCUUCACGCCAGAACAAAUUGGGGAGAUCAAGAAGAUGAAGCUGAGCAGCAUCAUUUGUGACAAUUCGGACCACAUCGACUACAUUCAGCCUUAUGUGAUGGUCCUGUCCGAUCCAGAAAUUAACCCGCUGGUGCCCUGCGCCACUCUGCCCCGGCUUGACCUCAGUCUGUGGAGGGAUCUGGGCGCCGCCGGACACGGCGAGUUGCUGCGUAAGAAGAAGUAGGAUGUCUGAGAGUGUCAAGAGACGGCUGCCUCCCUCUCCCUUCCCUGCUGCUGCUGCUGCUGCUGAUGCUUCUGUCGCCCCUGCCGACGCCUAGUGUUGUCUUUCUGUGAUAAGCCGCUCCGUUGCAGUUUCCGAUAUGUUUCUAAAGGCGUUGCAGUCUCCACGAUACUUUUCUUCAUGUCCCGGCAUAGUGCCUGUUUGACGAUGAAUUUUGCCGGAUUGCGAAUCAAUUUUUGCUUUUCCGUCGCACUUAAACGGAUCUCCUGUGAAUAUUGUUCUACUUUUCAUCGCAUUCUUUGUGAAAUGUUUUCUAAUGUUAGGUAAGUAAUGGUAUGUUCUUUACACAGAUAUUUGCGUGUGUGAUUAUACCGCCAUGGUUUGACAUCUGUACUUACCAGACAUUUCAUGCUAUUUAUCUCAUAUGUUCUGAGCGAUGAUUUUGCUAGCUUUGAGGCACAUAUGCUAUUUUCUUUUCUUGCAUAAUCUGACACGUAUGAAAGGGGAGAGGGAUCAGACUGGAUGAUGUGGGCAGGGAGCGUUGGAUUAUGAGAAAGUCGAGAAAUGCGCUGAAAGUCAUCAAGGUAUGCAAGUAUUGUGCCUACGUGAAGAGAGAUUGAUAAUGCUCAACCAUACAAUGAAGUGUGUGAGGCCAAGGCUGGUACACAUCUGUGAAUAUUAACUUGAGAUGCCAACUGACGUGAGAUAAUUAUGACAUAAUGUAUUGCCGCUUGGAAUGAGAUUGGAACUGGAAGUGACAGUGUGACGGCUAAAUACAGUAUUCAUCGAA